AAUCAAUUUAAUAAAAACAAAAUAAAAAAAGAAAAAGAAAAAGAAAAAAGAAAAAGAAAAAUCUCAUUCUGUCUCUGGUCAUCUCUCCCGGCAUACGCCGCCCACAGCCAAAGCCACACGGCCGGCAACGACGAUUCUCUCCUCUGUUUCUCUCGACGUAUCAUUUUCGCAUUUUCCUUGAUGCCCACCAAGUGGAAAGCAGAAUAUCAGAGGAAUCCGUUGUGGUUUUUUUACGAAUCCGGAAUAAGCAGAGAAGGAGAAUCCGUGAUCUCAUAAGACAUGAAUUCCAGAAGGGAUCACCGAGGCAAUAGGGCCGCCACUUUUGAUGGCAUUGAGGAGGGUGGUAUCAGGGCCUCGUCUUCCUACUCCCAUGAAAUUGAUGAAGUUGAUAAUGAAACUGCAGUGGAUGGACUGGAAGAUAGAGUUGUUAUGCUGAAGCGAUUGACGGGUGAUAUACAUGAAGAGGUAGAGAGCCACAAUCGCAUGCUUGAUCGUGUGGGGAAUGAGAUGGAUGCAUCAAGGGGAAUCCUCUCAGGAACCAUGGAACGGUUCAAGAUGGUGUUUGAGACCAAAUCAAGCCGGAGGAUGUUUACGCUUAUUGCAUCGUUUGUGGUCAUUUUCCUAGUCAUAUACUACCUGACUAGGUAAAUGAUACACUAUGGAGGGUGUGUUAAAAGCAGCUAAGUUUUAUGUUAGAACUGGAAAACCUCUUUUAAUUCUGUUAGUUUCUUCUGUUUAUAAGAUACUGGGACCUGUGAGGUUGUGUAAAAAGAUCUUUCGAUGUGUUGGAUGGUCAAUGCAUGGAGCAGGGUAAGUAGUUGGUAUGCCAUUUGCAGCAUACCAGCAAGCAUUACAGUAAAUCUCCACGCCCCUGAAUUUGGGUCACUCCUUUCCAGCCAGUUUAAUUUGUUUGGGAUGAGGAGGGGUGUGGCGGCCUGAGCUUGGUGAGCCUUGUGAGCCACAAUCCCUGCUUUAUUUUGGCUGAGAAAAACAGGUAUUGAAGAUAAAAGAAUAACAGAAAACUUGUUUAUUAGUUUA
Molecule: messenger RNA, 1038 nt
Organism: Vitis vinifera (wine grape)
Lineage: Eukaryota; Viridiplantae; Streptophyta; Magnoliopsida; Vitales; Vitaceae
Product: bet1-like SNARE 1-1
Exons: 6
Coding region: 280-648 (122 amino acids)
Source: RefSeq, a predicted model, not a curated record